Molecule: messenger RNA, 984 nt
Organism: Paramuricea clavata
Lineage: Eukaryota; Metazoa; Cnidaria; Anthozoa; Malacalcyonacea; Plexauridae
Source: the annotation of a GenBank genome assembly
AUGGCCGACUUACAGGAGGCGCGAGAACAGUUGUUGGAAGUUCUCGGUGAUUUAUCUUCAAAAUACUGGACAACAUUGUCGCUUUGGUACAAGAAGAAGCUUUCUAAGGAGGAAUUUGACAUCCAGAUUAAGCAACUUUUGGGAGAGGGCAGUAUUAAUGUACAUAAUCGAUUUUUGUACGCGCUUCUGUCAAAAUGUCAGGAAAUGUGUUUAAACUCGGGCACACUAAGUAAGAACGUGUCGCGUCCAUCUGCAGCUUCUAUAGCAAGUCAGAGGAACACUGAACAACUAAGGAAGCAUGUAAGACCGGCGAAAGUAAGCUUUGAACAAAGAUUUCAUCCCUACAAUGUACUAGAAGGAGCUGAUAGUGUGGGUAAAGUUGUUUUGACGGAUGACAGCGAGAUAAACUUAUGUUCUUAUGAGUUUACACUGCCCGAUGUGCAGGCUAUGAAUGGUCGGUUAUUCCUAGCAGCCUGGGAUGCAGGCUUAGAGUCUGUUGAAGACACUGGUUCAAAUGCGGCUAAGUUAGUAAUAUCUGCAGUGAAGCAUCAUAUCAAGGAUAUUUUGACAGCCUGCUGUUCCCGUAAAGGUGGCUUCAGGUUAAGAGAUGGACAUUAUAAAUAUGGCCUAGAUACAAGUUAUGUUAAGCCGAAUAUUUGGAACAGUUUAGAUUCAUACUCUUCUCAUUCAAUUCUCAUACACCAAGGACGGACAGAACAAACAGAAGCGGAUGCUGCAGUCACUGUGGCCAGCAGCUGCCCUCCAUCUACACAGGCCUCAAUAUCUAUGUAUGAACUAAGAGAGGUGUUGCAAGUGCAUUGCAGAGUUAUACCAUCACAUACUGUGUUCGCUGCAAAUAUGGAGAGAAUAUUAAGUCGAUUGUGGCACCCUAGUCAUGAUGAAAUAGAACAAGGCAGAUUACACAAGUUGGAAGCCAAGCGCAGACAAAGUAAACUUCGGCAACAAAGAAGCUUAAGAUUAUGA